This is a messenger RNA of Glycine soja, 1033 nucleotides long. Its product is annotated as senescence-specific cysteine protease SAG39-like. Bases 2 to 1033 code for a protein of 343 amino acids. Lineage: Eukaryota; Viridiplantae; Streptophyta; Magnoliopsida; Fabales; Fabaceae. The transcript has 2 exons. The record is from RefSeq and is a predicted model, not a curated record. Gene Ontology annotation, cellular component: lysosome. Gene Ontology annotation, molecular function: cysteine-type endopeptidase activity.
CAUGGCCACCAAAAUUCAGUUCCAUCAUAUUUCAUUGGCAUUAUUUUUCUGUUUGGGAUUCUUGGCUUUUCAAGUCGCAUCUCGCACUCUCCAAGAUGCAUCCAUGUAUGAGAGGCACGAACAAUGGAUGGCUCGUUAUGGCAAGGUGUAUAAGGAUCCUGAGGAAAAGGAAAAACGUUUCAGGGUAUUUAAGGAAAAUGUGAAUUACAUUGAAGCCUUCAACAAUGCUGCCAAUAAACCUUACAAGCUAGGCAUUAAUCAAUUUGCAGACCUCACCAGCGAGGAGUUCAUUGUGCCAAGAAAUGGAUUCAAUGGGCACAUGCGUUCCUCAAACACAAGAACAACCACUUUUAAGUAUGAAAAUGUGACUGUGCUACCAGACUCAAUAGAUUGGAGACAGAAAGGAGCAGUUACACCCAUCAAGAACCAAGGCUCAUGUGGAUGUUGUUGGGCGUUUUCUGCUAUUGCAGCAACUGAAGGAAUUCAUAAGAAAAGUACAGGAAAAUUGGUCUCUCUCUCAGAACAGGAAGUUGUUGAUUGUGACACAAAGGGUACAGACCAUGGUUGCGAGGGUGGUUAUAUGGAUGGUGCUUUCAAAUUCAUCAUUCAAAAUCAUGGAAUUAACACUGAAGCCAGUUACCCUUACAAGGGUGUUGAUGGAAAAUCCAAUAUAAAGGAAGAAGCGGUCCACGCUGCUACCAUCACUGGCUAUGAAGAUGUCCCUAUUAACAAUGAGAAGGCACUGCAAAAAGCCGUAGCAAAUCAACCAGUUUCUGUAGCCAUUGAUGCCAGUGAUGCUGAUUUUCAAUUUUACAAGAGCGGUAUUUUCACUGGUUCAUGUGGAACUGAGUUAGAUCACGGUGUCACUGCUGUGGGAUAUGGUGAAAACAAUGAAGGAACUAAGUAUUGGUUGGUUAAGAACUCAUGGGGAACCGAGUGGGGUGAAGAAGGCUACAUUAUGAUGCAGAGGGGUGUGAAAGCUGUGGAAGGAAUCUGUGGCAUAGCUAUGAUGGCAUCUUACCCUACUGCAUAA